UGUUGCUGUGGAUCAUCAGCAUGUUUCUGCUGCUGUGCUCGUUGUCCCUCCUGCAAAAACUCAACAGCUUCAAGAAUUGUCUAUACCAUUUUCCUGUUAAUGGGAACUAUCUUGUCUGCUGUAAUGCUUGCUCCAGGGAUCACAGACAAGUUGGAAAAGAUACCUCAAUUUUGCGAGCAUGUUCCUGAGAACUGCAACAGCCUUGUGGGCUACUUAGCUGUGUAUCGUGUCUGCUUUGCUAUGGCUGCAUUUUUCUUGUUGAUGGCAGUCAUGAUGUUCAAAGUUAGCAGCAGCCAUGACCCAAGAGCAAAGUUCCAGAAUGGGUGAGUUCAUUUCAAAUUAAUUAUACAGCUCUUUCUUUUGUAAGAAAAGAAAAUGCAAUUUAUUUUAGUGUCAAGGUAUUUAGCACGAAAGUACUAAUUGGGGACACUAUUUUUGUGUCAUCCUAGCCACGCAAAGGUCUAGCCGCUUGCAAUGCAAAGGGAGUACCCUUCAUUUCUCAGUUAUUUUAAGACCCUAAGUAUUGGUCCGGCCCCAGGAAUCAAACCCACGACCUUCCGCUCUGCAGUCAAGCACUCUAGCAACUGAGCUAAUCCUGCUAUGGUUAGGGCAAAAUGUAGUGUUGGUUAAUUUAGGAAAAAAUCUAAAGCAGAUGCAUUUUGCUCGCUCCUACAAUGUACUGGGUAACUACUAGUCCUCCAUUUGUGUUUUGCCACAGGUCCUUGUAAGGAUUGCAAGGUAAUGCACCUGAAAAAGUAGAAAUCAAAAUGGCAGAGCAGACCAUUCGAGACACUUGUUUUUGUUUCAUAUUGCUCAAAUAUUUACCAUUCUUUUAAUUGUUUUUAUUAUUACUAUAAUGGGGGAAAAAAAAAAUCUUGCUACUUUUGGUAGAAUCUUCUAAUGUUUUUAGGUGAUCCUGUUUUUAUGUGGCAGUUGUAAUUUUACCUAUUUUGUUUUCUUUGCAGAUUUUGGUUUGUGAAGAUAGCAAUCUUCAUUGGUGUUCUUGUGGGGGCAUUUUAUAUCCCAAGAGGAACCUUUGGCACAGGUAUGUCAAUGAUAAAUGUUCAAGUGAAAAUAUCAAACCCCGGUUAGUAAGGUGUGGAAGCAGCACCAAUAUCGAUCAUUGUUCUGGGCCCUUAAUGGAUUUUUGCCUUCAACAUGGAAAAAUUGACCUUGGUAUUUUAAAUUAGGAAAAUAGGGUACAGGUGUAGGGAAGGGGGGGGGGGGGUGCAUACCCCCCCUUCCCUAGAUGACUUGCAGCUUUUUAAUACAACUGGUAUUCUACAGAAAAAAAAUUAUGGUACAGUGGUGUUGAAGUAACACAUGAGACAAAGUGGAGGAAUUUAUGUUUAACACUGUGAAAAUGGUAGUUAAAAUGGUAGGUCCUUUGUGGUGCACCCCCACUUAAGAAAAAUCCUGAAUCCACCCCUGCAAUAAUGCAAUGCACUCAAAUCCUGGUACACAGGUGGGAACUCAAAACAAGAAUUUCAAUGGACUUAACCAGAGGUUUAUUUGGGUCUUUGGUGCAGGCUAGUUAAAAAAUGGGCAUCAGUAAUAAUUUGUCAGUGUUGUCAUUGAAAUUACCUUCUUAGGAUGAGUUGUAUACAAGGUAGUUUAUUUAUCUGUCAUACUGUAAGCAUAGGAUAUCAGAAAAAUGUUGUGUUUUAGUGAAUAUGUUAAACUUGUGUUCUGUUCUAUAUAAUCUGCAUAAAAAACAGUGUGCCCUCCCCAAGGUUAAUACUGAACGAUUUAUGACAUCUUAUGUAAAUAGACUGAUUUUUAAACGCAGGAUAAGGUAGUUUCUACCUAGUAUUCUAUCAUCCAUUUGUAGUUUAACUAGUUUGAUUUUUAGGGUAGAUUUUUAUUGAGUGUAUAGGCAACUAGAAUGUAACAAAAGAUAUGUACUUUUAUCUUUUGGCAAUAAAGAUGAUGAUGAUGAUGAUGAUGAUGAUGACGAUGAUUAUUAUUAUUAUUAUUAUUAAUCUUUCCAGCAUGGAUGUACAUUGGUAUGAUUGGUGGAUAUCUGUUUAUACUACUGCAGUUAAUUCUACUUAUUGACUUUGCUUACAACUGGAGUGAAUCAUGGUAGGUUCCAAAUACCUAAAUUAAAAUAAUUUAUUCAAUAAACCUAGUGAUAAGUAAAAACGGCUGUCCUGCAUAUAAUGUCAUGAUGGUGGCUGGUCACAUUAUUUUUUGAAAGUGCUUUGUCGUCUUUCGGCACUACUUAAGUAAUGGCCACAAUCGAACAGGUGAAAAACCUUCUAAAAAAAUUCAUUGCCUGUAUUAAUUUUAUUUCAAACAUAAUUGGUAUUAUGGUGGCCAACGAGAAAACCUACUGAUUCAGUUGGCCAUCCUACUCAGAGUUUCAUAUUAAUUUCAUAGUGCUCAACAUUUUUCCUGUAAACGUAAUUCUAUAAAGUCUGUAACCUAGCAUUAGUCAAAAUAUUGGGGGAAAUAAACUGAACUGAACUGAACUGCAUUUGCAUGUACACAAAAUCCUGUUUAUAAUGCAGUUUUCUAGCCACAUUGAAUUUCUGUACCUUUGAUGAGCCAAAGUGGUUUUUCCAAAUUAAUAUGAAAUGUUUAAAAUUUUGAAGCUGGUUUGAAUUGUUGUACUGUAGGGUUGAGAAGUAUGAGACAACAGGAAACAAAAGGUGGUACUGGGGUAGGUACAUCUACAAUGGUCAUUAA
Porites evermanni is the source of this 2691-nucleotide messenger RNA. The record is from the annotation of a GenBank genome assembly. NCBI's taxonomy places the organism in Eukaryota, Metazoa, Cnidaria, Anthozoa, Scleractinia, Poritidae.